Messenger RNA from Prunus mume (Japanese apricot), 790 nucleotides. RefSeq lists its product as uncharacterized. The record is from RefSeq and is a predicted model, not a curated record. NCBI's taxonomy places the organism in Eukaryota, Viridiplantae, Streptophyta, Magnoliopsida, Rosales, Rosaceae.
UUGCAUGAACAAGGCAGAGGAAUUUAACAAGCAUACAGAAUAGACAUGUGCCGACGUACGGACAGAGACAGAUUCUUGGACUUGGAUUCAUUUGGAGACAUGACAGAUAUGCUGAUUAUCUCCAUCAUUAUUGACCGCAAACAAAGUAUUUUCUGUUGUCCAAAUUCUUCUAUGUAUAAAAUCUAAAAGUUACUCUUUUUCUGCAACCCAACCCAAGACACCAUUCAUUUCCUUCACAAAUAUCCCUACUUUCAAGUUUUGUCACAGAAUCUGGUUUCUGUCUUGAAAUUCAAAAUGGAGGUGAUGAGCCCAAAAUCCAGUCUUGAAUUUGAUGAUGGUGGUGCUUAUGUUGAUGAUGACGUAUUUUUUGCCGAUAUCACACGGCAGAUUUUGAUCUUGACCGCAGACGAUGAAGAUUUUCCUAAGCCCAAAACUACAAGCUCAUUUAGUACUAAUGUCACCAAACGUAGCUUUGAUAUCCCAGCUCCUGAUUCAUCAUCACUUGGGUAUAUCAGUUGGUUGGGAAAUAAGAACACUGAUUGCUCAGUUCCAGCUUCGCUUUCAAAACAGUGGGAAAACAGCAAUGGGACUGGAGUUUUUAUCCCACAGGCUGUAAAUCCAAGAAGCAAUUACAAGCCAACAGGAAGGAUGAAUAACAACACAAGAAUUUACAAGCGGGUGCAGAGCAAGCAGUGAUGAAAACAAGUUUUGACCUUUUCAUGGAUCCAAAAACCUCAGAUAGAUGCUGUCUCACCCACAACGUUUCUACUAACAAUUCAAAAAUAAACGG